Molecule: messenger RNA, 1726 nt
Organism: Malus domestica (apple)
Lineage: Eukaryota; Viridiplantae; Streptophyta; Magnoliopsida; Rosales; Rosaceae
Product: beta-D-glucosyl crocetin beta-1,6-glucosyltransferase-like
Molecular function (GO): UDP-glycosyltransferase activity
Source: RefSeq, a predicted model, not a curated record
GUAUGUAUGUAUAUGUGUGUGUGUCUCUUCCCGUGGCUUAAAAAUAUAUAAUCAUCAGAUCACUUCCUUUAGUCAAAACACCAACCACAAAAAAGAGUCAAAUUUUGAAAGAAUGGUUUAUUCUCAGCAGCACAGAAGCAUUAGUAUUCUUAUGCUUCCAUGGCUAGCCCACGGUCACAUUUCUCCCUUCCUCGAGCUAGCCAAGAAGCUCACCCACAAGAGAAACAAUCUUCACUUCUACAUUUGUUCCACGCCUGUGAAUCUCACCUCCAUCAAGCCCAAACUCUCUGAAAAAUACUCCCACUGCAUUGAGUUUGUGGAACUCCAUCUUCCGCACGAUGAGUUGCCUGAACUGCCACCUCACUACCACACCACCAAUGGCCUCCCUCCCCAUCUCAUGUCCACUCUCAAAAAGGCCUUCGACAUGUCCAGCAGCAACUUCUCCAACGUCCUCCAAACCCUAAAACCAGAUUUGCUCAUUUAUGAUUUUCUCCAACCAUGGGCACCCUCUCUAGCUUUGUCGCACAAUAUUCCGGCCGUUGAGUUUUGUACCAUUAACGCUGCCACCAUUAUUUCAAUUUUCGCUAACCAUUUCAAGAAUUCCAGUCUCAAAUUUCCUUUCCCAGGAAUCCAUCUUCGGGAUUACGAGAUCAGAAUGUUCAAAAAUCAGGUGGAGUUUUCAUCAAAUGGCCUAAAGGACGGAGACCGCAUACAGCAGUGCAGUUCUAGUUCUUGCAAUAUCAUUUUGGCGAAGACAUCCAGAGAGAUUGAAGCGAAAUAUAUCGAUUAUCUCUCUGAUUUAGUCGGGAAGAAGAUUGUGCCUGUUGGUCCACUAGUUCAAGACCCACUGGACCAAAAAACCGACGAGGAGUCUCCGAUCAUCCAGUGGCUGAACAAAAGGGAGAAGUCUUCGGUUGUGUAUGUUUCCUUUGGGAGUGAGUACUUUUUGUCCAAGGAGGAAAUAGAAGAGAUAGCUCAUGGGUUAGAGCUCAGCAAAGUGAGUUUCAUUUGGGUUAUUAGAUUUCCCAAGGAAGACAAAACCACUAAAGUUGAAGAAGUAUUGCCAAAAGGGUUUGUAGAGAGGAUGGGAGAGAGGGGAAUGAUAGUGGAGGGUUGGGCACCACAAGCAAAGAUAUUGCAACACCCUAGCGUCGGUGGGUUUGUGAGCCACUGUGGAUGGAGCUCUGUGUUGGAGAGCAUCAAGUUCGGCGUUCCAAUUAUAGCCCUGCCAAUGCAACUUGACCAACCAGUAAACGCCAAACUGGUAGAGGAGGUCGGCGUGGGUGUGGAGGCUAGGAGAGCAGAAGGUGGUGGUUUGCAACGAGAAGCGAUUGCAGAGGCGAUCGGAGAUGUGGUUGUGAAGAAAAUUGGAGAGGGCGUGAGAAUGAAGGCACUGGAAGUAAGAGACAACAUGAAAGAGAUUGAGGAUGAAGAGAUAAAUGACGUGCUGGAGCAGCUGGAGCAGCUGGUGCAACUAUGUGCAUAGAGCAUAUGCGAAAUGGACACAAUAUAUAAAACAGCUUUACGUACGUAUGUAUCAGUUUAAUUUGAAGGAUUAUAUGGUACGUCUACUUCUGUUUUGGUGUUUUUUUCUUUCUUUUUUGUAAUGGAUAACCUGGAAUGCAUUCGUACAAAACGUAAUAAUUUUCCAGAUUAUGCAUUUGCUCCACGGUGUACCAAAUAUUGUGUGACGUUAUUGUUGUAAUAAAAAGAGAAUUUCCUUACA